Phytophthora sojae is the source of this 2610-nucleotide messenger RNA. RefSeq lists its product as hypothetical. The record is from RefSeq and is a predicted model, not a curated record. Gene Ontology annotation, molecular function: carboxypeptidase activity. The transcript is spliced from 5 exons. Lineage: Eukaryota; Oomycota; Peronosporomycetes; Peronosporales; Peronosporaceae. The coding region runs from base 1 to 2610 and encodes 869 amino acids.
AUGGGCUCUUCGGACGACAGGGCUAGCAUCAUCAAGGGCGAUGCACUCAAGGUGCUGCCCGACCUCGAUCUCGACGAAGGCGACAGCAACGCCGACGAGUCCAAGGUGCCGCUAACCAGGGCCAAUAUCUACGCCGACAGCCCGCGCGAAGUCCAAUUGAGCGAUGGCAUCAGCGAGCAGGAGAUCCUGCUCCGUAAGCGCGUCGGAAUCACCUUUGUGAUGGGACUUAUCCUCGCCAGCGCCAUCUGCGUCAUGCUCUUGGGCGUCCUAGGACACGAAGAGAACUACGGCUCAACGCCGGCUAUCCAACAUCACUUCAUCGCUGCAACUUCAGCCGACGGAUUCCUGAAGAACCUCGAGUUCUACACCGACGUCACCCGACACACCGGUAGCAGCGGCGACUAUGAGAUGGCGCAGUUCAUCCGCUCAAGUGCCAUCGACUUCGGCUUUGAAGAGGAUUCGGUCAAGCUUGACGAGUUUGAAAUGUUCGUCAACGCGCCGGAGACGCUCACGGUCGAGAUCCUCAAGAAGUCGAACAACAAGUCGCUGGCCUCGUACGACUUCAUCGCCGAGCACGCUGCUCGUCAGGCCAAACGCCAGGCGAAGGGCAAGAACAUCAACAAACCGCACGCGGCCUUCCACUUGUACUCCAAGAACGGCACCGCGACAGGAGGUGUCGUGUACGCGCACUUCGGCUCCUCCGAGGACUACCAAGCUCUGGCACAGAACAACGUUUCUGUGGCUGGCAAGAUCGUGCUGGUUCGCAUGGGCGGCGACGUCUCUCUUCCUGCCAAAGUCGUCUUGGCCUCCAAGUUCGGUGCAGUCGGCGUGCUCACUUACACUGAUCCUGCCGACGACGGCUCUGCUCGAGGCCCCAUAGCGCCCGAUGGUCCGUGGCGUCCAAGCACCACGACAACCUUCGGCAGCGUCUACAUGGGGGACGGUGAUCCGACCAUGCCCGAAGGGUUCUCUGCUACUCGCCCCAUGGGCACCAACGCCGACCGCAUCUCGGUUGAGGACGUCUACUCCGUCAACAACACCUUCAACAUUCUCCCGCCCAUUGUCAGCAUGCCGAUCAGCGCCGCUGUAGCUCAAGACUUGCUCACCAAGAUGGAAGCCGCUGCUAACAAGGUGUCAGGCAUCAAGACUGUGAAAGCCGCGGACGUCUUCGGGUCGCGUUGGGAGGGUGGCGCUCUGGGCGUUCAGUACUCGCUUGUCGUGGAGAAUGACAGCUCGUCCUCGGCAGCAAUGGGGACCGUCAUCAGAAUGACCAACCGUAACGUGUACUCGCUCACCACGACGUGGAAUGUCAUGAUCACGCUGCAUGGAUCUCGCGAACCGGAUCGCCAUGUGCUUGUUGGUGCCCCUCGUGACUCUCUCAACGCUGGUGCUGUCAGCCCAGGAUCUGGCAACGCCGUCUUUCUGGAGGUCGUACGAGCGCUGGGAACACUACUGCAGAAUGGAUGGACGCCGCACCGCUCGCUGGUUCUCGCUUCGUUUGGCGGCGAACAAUUCGGCUCGGUCGGUAGCUCGCACUGGAUCGACCGAUACCCUGGCUUCGGCAGUGGAAACGCUGGACGCGGUGUUGUGUAUCUGCACUUGGACGAUGUGGUGCGUGGUGCCGGUGCGCUUCGUUGCAAGGCGUCGGCUACGAUCCGCAAGAACAUCUACCUCAUGACGGCUGCCGUCGCCCAGCCGAAGAAGCAAAACUUCCCUGACGUUGACAGCUUCUUCUUCACCAACGCAUCGAGCACUAACGCUGUAGCCGCCGGAAGCUCCAGCAGAGAUGAGGACGACCUCGACAUGCUGCCGAUCAACGCGACCUUCACAAAUGACGAGCUCCCGGAGGGCAGCGGCAACUCCGUGUUCGCGUACUGGCUCGACGACGCCAACAAGAAGAACCCCGGCGGCGUCGAGUUGGAGCUCCCACCCAUGGACCGCUAUCUUGGCGGACGUAUUCCACCAUUCAUGGGUCGACUGGGCAUCCCGUCUCUUGAGCUUGGCUUUGACGGAGGAUACUUCGGCGUAGGACAGACCAGUGCCGAUAUUCCCGCGUGGAUCUCGCACUUUGCUGAUCCUCAGUUCGCGUUCCACCGUGCCGCUGCAGAGCUGUACGGAAGUAUCCUUCUGUCCUUCACCGACGCGCAGUUUCUGCAGUACGACUUCACCGAGCUGUCACGCGAACUUCGUCGUGGUGAAGCAUUCCUGGAAGACGCUCUUGCUCGCGAGGGCCUGGCCGAGACGGUGUCACUUGCUCGCCUGCACAACGCCACCACCGCAUUCGAAGCUGCUGCCAUCAGCGUCAGCCACGAGAUGAACGUCAUCUCCAACGAAGAGCUCGACUUCAGCCGAGUCAGGGAAGUCAACAACCGCCUGCUUCGCGCUCAGCGUGCUUUCCUGCUGCCGUCGGGCCUCACGUACAUCCCUUGGGUCAAGAACGUUCUGUACGGCAUUUCCGAGUGGGAUGACUACCGCGUGGGCCUGUUCCCGGGCGUCACCAACGAACUCAAGCGUGGCAACGCCAUGACUGUGCGUCGGGAGCUUGUGAGACUCUGCCUCACGAUUGAAGCUGCCACCGACAUCCUCUUGGACGCUCCCGAUGAGGAGUAA